Otolemur garnettii (small-eared galago) is the source of this 1206-nucleotide messenger RNA. RefSeq names its product synaptotagmin 5 (gene SYT5). The transcript has 8 exons. The record is from RefSeq and is a predicted model, not a curated record. NCBI's taxonomy places the organism in Eukaryota, Metazoa, Chordata, Mammalia, Primates, Galagidae. Gene Ontology annotation, biological process: cellular response to calcium ion; regulation of calcium ion-dependent exocytosis; synaptic vesicle endocytosis. Bases 46 to 1206 code for a protein of 386 amino acids. Gene Ontology annotation, cellular component: axon; synaptic vesicle membrane; dense core granule. Gene Ontology annotation, molecular function: syntaxin binding; phosphatidylserine binding; calcium ion binding.
GGCGUUUGAGUGCCUCCACAGCAAGAACUGUCGGACCUCGCUGCCAUGUUCCCGGAGCCUCCAACCCCGGGGCCUCCAGCGUCCGACACGCCGCCGGACUCCAGCCGCAUCAGCCACAGCUCAGUGCCCCCCUGGGCCCUGGCCACCAUUGUGUUGGUCUCAGUCCUCCUCGUCUGCAGCUGCUGUGUCUGUCUCUACCGGAAGCGCUGUCCGAAGCGGAUGGGCAAGAAGAGCCAGGCCCAAGCCCAACUCCACUUUCAGGAAGUGAAGGAGUUGGGCCAGAGUUACAUAGACAAGGUGCAGCCAGAAGUGGAGGAGCUAGAACCAGCACCAACCGGGCUGGGGCAGCAGGUGGCAGAGAAGCAUGAGCUAGGCCGACUGCAGUACUCACUUGAUUACGACUUCCAGAGUGGCCAGCUGCUGGUGGGCAUCCUACAAGCUGAGAGAUUAGCAGCCUUGGACCUGGGUGGCUCCUCAGACCCCUACGUGAGGGUCUACCUGCUGCCAGACAAGCGGAGGCGGCAUGAAACCAAAGUUCAUCGGCAGACGCUGAACCCACACUUUGGGGAGACCUUUGCCUUCAAGGUCCCCUAUGUGGAGCUUGGGGGCAGGGUGCUGGUAAUGUCAGUGUACGACUUCGACCGCUUCUCCCGCAAUGAUGCCAUCGGGGAGGUGCGGGUCCCCAUGAGCUCCGUGGACCUGGGGCGGCCAGUGCAGGCCUGGCGCGAGCUGCAGGCGGCUCCGCGGGAGGAGCAAGAGAAACUAGGAGACAUCUGCUUCUCCCUCCGCUAUGUCCCUACGGCCGGGAAGCUCACGGUCAUUGUCCUGGAGGCCAAAAACCUGAAGAAGAUGGAUGUAGGAGGACUGUCAGACCCGUAUGUCAAGGUCCACCUGCUGCAGGGUGGCAAAAAGGUGCGGAAGAAAAAAACUACCAUCAAGAAGAACACACUGAACCCCUAUUACAAUGAGGCUUUCAGUUUCGAGGUGCCCUGUGACCAAGUCCAGAAGGUCCAAGUGGAGCUAACUGUGCUGGACUAUGACAAGCUGGGAAAAAACGAGGCCAUCGGGAGGGUGGCCGUAGGUGCGGCAGCAGGUGGGGCUGGCCUGAGGCACUGGGCAGACAUGCUGGCCAACCCGCGUCGGCCCAUUGCCCAGUGGCACUCACUGUGGCCCCCUGACCGAGUGAGGCUGCUGCCUGCACCCUGA